AUGUUGCUUGCUGUGCUGAACAUGCCUUUUGCUCUGAUAACUGUCAUCACAACCCGGUGGGUUUUUGGGAAUAUCUUCUGCAGAGUCUCGGCCAUGUUUUUCUGGCUAUUUGUCAUCGAAGGGGUGGCCAUUCUGCUUAUCAUUAGCAUUGACAGGUUCCUUAUAAUAGUUCAGAGGCAGGAUAAGCUGAAUCCAUACCGUGCAAAGUUCCUCAUUGCUGUCUCGUGGGCUGCAGCCUUCGUUGUUGCUUUCCCACUUUCUUUGGGAAACCCCAACCUGCUACCUUCCAGAGCACCUCAGUGUGUGUUUGGCUACACCACAAGCCCUGGCUACCGUGCCUAUGUGAUACUGGUGGUACUGAUUUCAUUUUUCAUCCCGUUCUUGGUGAUGUUGUAUUCUUUUAUGGGCAUCCUCAACACUGUACGGCACAACGCAGUUCGCAUCCACAGCCACCCAGAUAGCAUAUGCCUCAGCCAAGCUAGCAAACUUGGUCUCAUGAGCCUUCAGAGACCCUUUCAGAUGAACAUUGAUAUGAGCUUUAAAACUCGUGCCUUCACCACCAUAUUGAUUUUGUUCAUUGUCUUCAUAAUCUGCUUGGCGCCCUUCACCACCUACAGCCUUAUUGCCACAUUCAACAGCCACUUCGAUCAGAAGCACAACUUCUUUGAGAUAAGCGCUUGGCUCCUUUGGCUCUGCUACCUCAAGUCUGCCCUGAACCCAUUGAUUUACUACUGGAGGAUCAAGAAAUUUCACGAUGCAUGCUUAGACUUGAUGCCGAAGUACUUCAAGUUUUUGCCACAGCUACCUGGUCACACCAGAAGACGUAUCCGGCCUAGCGCAGUAUAUGUGUGUGGGGAGCACCGGUCAGUUGUGUGA
Podarcis lilfordi (Lilford's wall lizard) is the source of this 876-nucleotide messenger RNA. NCBI's taxonomy places the organism in Eukaryota, Metazoa, Chordata, Lepidosauria, Squamata, Lacertidae. The record is from the annotation of a GenBank genome assembly.